GCAGGCUGCUCAGCACCACGACAGCUCCCCCCGGCCGCGGCGGCUGCCCCUGUGGAGGGCACUGGUGCCAGGAUGAAGGAUGCCUCGCCCCCUCUGUCGUGCAGCUGAGUGGUAGGAGCCCAGAUCAAAACAAAGGAGAGCGCCACAUAAAAGCCUAUAGCAGCCGGAGAGCAGUGCACAGGCGGGAGCAGCACAGACGGGGAGCUGGCGCUCUACUCUAUCACCAGGUCCAGCGGGGAGCCCACAGCAGCACCCACACAGCACCCUGCUCAAGGGACUAUGGACACAGAUGACCCCUUGUUACAAGAUGCUUGGUUUGAUGAUGAAGAUGAUGAAAUGUCCUUCAGGUCACCCAUAUGUAAUGCUUGCCAGUGGACUUCCAAGCCUUUAAAAGAUGCCAUGCCAACCUGUGAAUUUUGGAACAUAGUGGGAUGGAUAUUCACAAAUGUUUAUUGUGCCACCUUUCUGUUGGCUUUAGGAUGUAUGGUACCUAUGGUCCUUUCCAUCAUUAUGUUUGUACAUUACCCCACUCUUGAUAUUGACAUCUCCUAUAAUGCUUUUGAGAUUCGCAACCAUGAGUCCUCCCAGAGGUUUGAUGCGCUCACCCUUGCUCUGAAAUCCCAAUUUGGUACCUGGGGGAGAAACAGGAGGGAUGUUGCAGAUUUUACCUCCGAAACUUUGCAACGUUUAAUUUUUGAGCAGCUUCAACAGCUCCACCUGAAUACAUCUCAGGCUGAUAGCCCUAUAAGGGUAAAAAGGAACACUGAUUGGCACAAUACUACAGAGAGAACUAACUGUACAGCUACUGAAUCUUCAUUGUCCUUGACCUUUGCUAUGAACCAAUCCCGUCACCCUCGUGGAGCAUCAGUAAAGGAGUUUACAGGUGUAUAUGUGACUCCUAACACUCAGAGUCAUGCUCACUGGAGAAUUGAGCUUAUUUUCUUAGCCAAGGGAGAUGAGGAAAAUAACAUAUUUACAAAGGAACGUUUGAUGACUAUCCACAGGAUAGAGAGGAAAAUCAUGGAUCACCCUCACUUCCGGGAAUUUUGUUGGAAACCUCAUGAGGUUCUCAAAGACCUUCCUCUUGGAUCAUACUCAUACUGCUCACCUCCAAGUUCACUCCUCACUUAUUUCUUCCCCACAGAGAAAGGGGGAAAGAUCUACUAUGAUGGAAUGGGGCAAGACUUGGCUGAUGUGCAUGGAUCCCUAAAGUUGGCAAUGACCCAUCCUGAGUUCUACUGGUAUGUAGACGAGGGUCUCACAACAGAAAACCUGAAGAGUUCUCUUUUGCGAAGUGAAAUAUUAUUUGGGGCUCCUUUACCUAAUUACUACUCAGUGGAGGAUCGAUGGGAGGAGCAGCACAGGAAGUUCCAAAACUUUGUAAUCUCCUACAUAAGCAUCUUAUCUAAAGAAUCCACAAGUAAAGUGCUGGUGCUGUACGGGGGGACCGACCUGUUCGACUACGAAGUGAGAACGACAUUCAAUAAUGACAUGUUACUGGCCUUCAUCAGCAGCAGCUGUAUCGCUGUCCUAGUGUAUAUCCUCACAUCCUUCUCCGUGUUUCUCACCUUCUUUGGGAUUGCCAGUAUUGGCCUGAGUUGCCUUGUGGCCCUGUUCCUGUAUCAUGUGGCCUUUGGAAUACAGUAUCUUGGGAUCCUGAAUGGGGUGGCAGCUUUCGUUAUUGUUGGGAUUGGGGUGGACGAUGUGUUUGUUUUCAUAAACACCUACCGACAGGCAGAUCAGAUAAGAGACCCCCGCCAGCGGAUGAUCCACACUGUGCAGACGGCUGGAAAAGCCACAUUCUUCACCUCCCUCACUACAGCAUCGGCCUAUGCAGCCAACAUCUUCUCUCAGAUUCCUGCUGUUCACGACUUUGGUCUGUUCAUGUCACUCAUUGUCUCCUGUUGCUGGGUGGCUGUUCUGUUUAUUAUGCCAGCAGCACUGGGUAUAUGGGGAGCCUACAUCUCUCCGCUGGAGACAUCAUGUCAUUCAAAUUGCAGUGAAAGUUGCCUGAAGAAAGAUAGCUUGGACAUCCAUGAGGAUCUACUUUUAGGCCAGGACCCCUAUUCUCGGCCAGUCCCCGGCACAGUUCCAUACCUAGAUGAUGACAUUCCCCUCUUGAUGGUUGAAGAUGAUGCCGUGGCUUAUGAAUUCGGUGAUGUUCCUCUGGUCUCUGUGCGUCCGGAUAAUCUAAAACAGAAGACAGAUGCAGACAAAAGAGACCAAGUGAUACAAUGGUUCCAUGCCAUCCUGCAGCAUUGUGUCCUGUGGACGUCUGAUAAAGGCAGGCACAUUACUGUUGGUAUUUUUGUAGUGGUCCUCAUCCUCUCUAUAUCUUUUGCGUGCCAUCUUCAUCCAGCCAGCCGAGCCCCUGUGCUCUUUAGGCCUGAUACUAAUAUCCAGCUGCUCUUAGACCUCAAAUACAAUCUCAGCGCGGAAGGAAUAUCCUGCGUGACUUGCUCAGGUUUGUUUCAGGAGAAACCUCGGAGCCUUCAAAACAACAUUCGGACCUCAUCAGACAAGAAGAAAAGAGGUUCACUGUCAACAUGGAACAACAAGAUGACCAUCGGUGACAUUGGCCAUGAGGAUUUACAGAGAACAGUAUAUGUCACCAGAUGUAAAUGGGAAGGAAGGGCCACCAUUUACCGACUAUCCUUAAAUGCUUCCGCUAUACCCCCCUGGCAGUCUACCCUGCCUGGGGAUGAUGAGGUGACCUCAUUUAAGGUGUAUAAGAUUCCUUACGGUAACUACACCUGGAAGCUGACAGCUUGUAUGUCCACCAUAGGGCUGAAGACAGAAAUCUGUCCCAAGAAAUGGAUGAUCACCUCCUCAGGGUGCGACACACGGAGAGGAUGGAAAUUUGACUUCAGUUUCUAUGCUGCAGAUAAGGAGCAGUCCUAUGCAAGAAAGCUAUAUUUUACAUUGGUGCACAAAAACCCCACUCAUGGGAGAGUGUGCGCUUCUGCCUCCGGAUGUAUUGGAUCGGGGUCAGAUGUGUCAAACAGAGGAUUUUUCUAUGUACCCACUGAGAAAGGUGCUCCAAAGAAAUUGUCUCCAACAUUAAACUUCAAUCCUUGCUUGAACAUAGCCUGUGGAAAACCUGCAGUCCGUCCCCUUGUGGACACCGGGGCCAUGGUGUUUGUUGUCUUUGGAAUUCAAGGAGUAAAUCGGACUAGAGUCCCAGAUAAUCAUGUGCUGGGUGAACUGGGCAGGGUGAUCUACGAUGACAAGUUUGACCUCUUUAAAGAAAUCGGUAAUUUGUGCCGACUGUGCAAAGUAAUAGCCGGUAACAAAGACCUGGUGAAGCCAGGUGGAGCGCAGUGUCUCCCUUCAGGUUACAGUAUAUCCUCCUUUCUUCAGAUGUUGCAUCCUGAAUGCAAGAACAUCCCUGAGCCAAACCUUCUCCCUGGCCAGCUCUCCCAUGGGGCUGUGGGUGUGAAAGAUGGGAAGGUCCAGUGGAUCUCCAUGGCAUUUGAAUCUACAACCUACAAGGGUAAAUCCUCCUUUCAGACAUAUAAAGAUUACUUGAAAUGGGAAUCAUUCCUCCAACAGCAGCUACUGCCCCUCCCCGCAGACUCGGCACUGAAACAUGGAUUCCAGACCUGCGAGCACUGGAAGCAGAUCUUCAUGGAGAUUAUAGGGGUACAGAGCGCCUUGUACGGUCUCAUCCUGUCCCUAGCCAUCUGUGUGAUUGCUGUGGCUAUCUUCACUACGCAUAUCCUGCUCCUCAUCCCAGUGCUGCUUACAAUAUUAGGUGUUGUGUGUCUAGUGGUGACAAUAAUGUACUGGCUGGGAUGGGAGAUGGGUGCCGUAGAGGCCAUUUCUCUAUCAAUACUUGUUGGCUCUUCGGUGGACUAUUGUGUCCAUUUGGUGGAAGGAUAUCUUCUGGCAGGAGAAAAUCUUCCUAUUCAUCUCAUGGAAGAUCAGUUGGCAUGUCGUCAAUGGAGAGUGACAGAAGCCGUCCGCCACGUUGGUGUAGCCAUCGUGUCCAGUGCGAUUACAACUGUCAUAGCCACCAUUCCUCUCUUCUUUUGCAUUAUCGCCCCUUUUGCCAAGUUUGGAAAGAUUGUGGCUUUAAACACUGGCAUCUCCAUAGUGUACACUUUAGCUGUGAGCACGGCCCUACUGGCUGUCAUGGCGCCUAGUACCUUCGUCAGGACCAGAACUUCUUUCCUUAAAGCAACUCUGGUGGUCAUUCUUUGCUCAGUUGGGAGUGUCCUUGUUUACAUCAUCUUGCUCAAAACAGGGUUAACUAUCCCAAUCCUCAAUGGGACCCCUCCAUAGGGCAAACCUUUUUCUAGAAAUUUUUUGUACAAAUUUUUUGGGCAAGUAUUCUAAAGUGCAAACAGAAGCAGCAACACACUGUGUGUUUUCUUUUACUACAGAAGCACUUUAUUUUUAUUUUUUCUUCUUUCUUUACAUAGAUGAUGCAUACAACAGCAGACGUGGAGUCACUGCAAUGCAGAACCUGGGGGCAAGAACAUGGUCUGGCCCUCCAUGAAGAAUUUUUUUUAAUGCAGAUUCAGCAUUUGUGGCCUUAUUUACUACGAAAGGUCUAGAAAAUGAUUUUAUUCGUCAUCAAUGGUACUCAAAUAGAAAUCUUUCCAGUUCAACACAUGUCCCAAAUGCUAUUUUGAAUUUACCCAGUGUGGACUUUUCCACCCUCCGGAAGGGAUUUCAGUAUUAAAUUCCAUCCAUAAUUGUAAUGGCCGGGUCCUAACACCAACAUGGACAACAUGGACAAAUUCUGCAUAACUAAUUCUUAGAGCCAAUUUACUACAUUGUAUGGUUACAAGUAUUGACUUUUGUAUUAUUAAUCUUGCACAAUACCUUCAUUUUACAAAAAUAAUGCAGCUAUGACUUGGAUAGUUUGUAGGUUAGAGUAAAGAGCAUUUCCCCCAUAAAACAAAAUAACUAAUAAAUAUAGUACCCAAAUUCCACUUAUUUUGGACAUAUGGCCCCCAACAAUUGCUCACAAGGUCCAGAAAACAAACCAAUUUGAAGGUGAUUUUGGAGCUAACCACUUACCACAAGGGUAUGUUUCUUAUAAGAUGAUUCUCAAAUAACUUAUUAGACCUUUCUAAGGUGGAAAUGGACUGUCCAUUCAUGUCCAUUGGUGACCUCAAGGAAGUCCAGAGUGACACCAUUCCCAACAAGCUCCCCUCAAGGGCAAGUCCUCCUUUUUAUAGAGUGAUAUGGGGACUCCAGAUCUGGGACUCCGCUCAAUAACUCGGUUGAUUUACCAUUCAGGGACUGGGUGACAAGCCCUGUGGGAGUUGUAAUAAUGGUCAUAUUACAUGUCACCAGUUUUUCUUAAAGGAACACUAAACCUAGAAAUGAAUGAUAAAGCUAAACAAGAAAUACAGUUGCCCUCACUGUUUGUCUUUCUGCAUUAUCUAAAACAAACUGUCUUGUAGAAGUCAUGCACUGAACACAGGGUUACUGUUUCCAUUGUUUGCUGUUGACUGGCUCAAUGAGGCAGGACUUAGCCUAUGGGUGAGCUUAACAAUAUAACAAUUAUGUCCUACUGCAGAAAGGGAAGAGGGAGGACACGGACGAUCUCUUCGGACACAUGAAGACAUAUAUUUCUCAGUAUUAGUUGUAAUAUGAUACUAAAUGGAAUCAAAGGAAAUGAGGCGAUUAAGGGGAGAGGUGCUGGAAUUUUUACAUUUUUUGUGCAUUUUUUGUGUUUAGUCUUCUUUUAAAGUCCCCAUACACCAAACAUAAUUUUAUUGCACAUUCUAGUUCAAAUUAUUAUUCCAAUCAGUCAGAUUUUUUUUUAAGUCCAAAUACUUUGUGACUUUAACAGUUGUUACUGAUGAAUUGAUCUGCAUCUAUAAACUUUCCAUUUGUAUGUUAAAGGGGUUCUGUGGGACUGCUGAGGGGCCAACGCCCAGCACUUCUGAUGAUCAGCUGAGUGUUCUCUAGUGGCUGUGGUGCAUAUAGCUCUGAACCAUUCACUUGAAUGGGAUAAUGCUAUAGUAAACUGUAGCACCACGCAUAGCUGACACAAAAUAACAUGACAUCAUUUCUUAUAAACAAGAGGACUCCGCACUCACUGAAGACACAGCACAGCUGAUCGUGGGGGCACUGAGAGUCAGACCUCCAUCUAUCUGAUGUUAGUAUUGCUUCUGUCAGCAACGCAAUCAGAGAUUUUAAAAAUUAUGAAAGACUGAACACAAAAGAUAAACCAAAAUUGUCUAACAUUUUAACAUAAUAUGAUUAUCCAGAAACACCUUUUUCCAUGAGAAAUUGUUCAUUCAAUGUAAUAUGUUGGGCAUUUCCACGUGAGUUAUUUAGUUAAAAUGCUUGCCCAAGGGUCUACAUAGCAUAGAGCCAGACCAUACAUCUAUGGGCCCAUGGACAGAGAGGGUCUAUACCUUGUUUUUCACAAACUCUUUGCUAUUAGGUGGCAAUAAGCUGUGCAGGACUACCCUCCCCAGAGGACUACCCUCCCCACUCCUGCUAAAUAACAGGGUAAAGAAUUGUCCCAAGGGGGAAAGCAACCACCUUCAGUCCUGGCUGGCAUAAUCCAACACUAUAAUCUUUGCCACGGUGUCCCCUAUAAUCUACAGUAUGUACAUCAUUGCAAUUACUCAUAAAGACCAAACAGAAUGACCACAAUGACCCAACAGCUUAUACUUACUGGAAAUGUUAAAUUUUAGGGGCAAAUGCUCACCAGAGUCUAAUACUGCUACAUGAAUUGCCUAAAACUACAUUUCUUAUGAGCAAUGGUUAUUUUCUAAGCAGAUGGUUUAGGACUUUUUUUUCUAUUGGCACAUUUAUAGAGUACCAGGCUUGACAUCAGAGAUGGAGACAAGACAGGAUGCCAAGAACAAAGAUUGGCCAGGUGGGACAUUUUGCUAGAAACUUUUUGGAAAAAUCAUGAAGAAGAUGCAUGGAUUCAACAUCCUAACAUUGACUGAUGAUCCAGACUCUUUCUUAUAAAGCACAAUCGUGGCUCUGCUCUAAAUCUUUACUGGGAAAACCAAUAUUGUUUUGAUAAUGAACAGACUGUAGACUCUUCAGUUUGUAAUUUGUUCAAUUAAAG
Messenger RNA from Bufo gargarizans (Asiatic toad), 7051 nucleotides. RefSeq names its product dispatched RND transporter family member 3 (gene DISP3). Gene Ontology annotation, cellular component: membrane. The transcript is spliced from 21 exons. Lineage: Eukaryota; Metazoa; Chordata; Amphibia; Anura; Bufonidae. Bases 280 to 4284 code for a protein of 1334 amino acids. The record is from RefSeq and is a predicted model, not a curated record.